GAGGCGGAAACGAUGAGCUAACGUAGCAGAGUGGCUAACAGCCAGCAGACUUAUCUGUGCUGGAGACACGGAAGGGUUUGUUUAUUUUUCGCAUUUAUUUUUGCACUGAGAGGGAAAUUUUCGUUUGACAGGAUAUUUAUGUCAUUUUGUGGAACCCAGAACGGCGGCCGCCGCAGCAAAUGGGACCAGCCCGGCCCCGGCUCUGGUGCUGGUGGGAUGGGGGAGGCUGAAGCUGCCCCCACCGGGGCUCUGGAUGCUGCAGCUGCUGUGGCCGCUAAGAUUAAUGCCAUGUUGGUAGCCAAGGGUAAACUCAAACCCUCGCAGAUUGGUGUCCCGGGGCCACCUGAUAAGGCUAUAAAUGUCGGGAAGCCUCCGGUGCCAACAAAGGCUAAAGAUGACCUGGUCGUAGCUGAGGUCGAGAUCAAUGACGUCCCAAUCACCUGUCGGAACCUCCUGACACGCGGCCAAACACAAGACGAGAUCAGUAAGGUGAGCGGUGCUGCUGUUUCAACCAGAGGCCGUUACAUGACGGGAGAGGAGAAGGGAAAAGCUCUACCAGGGGAUCGACCGCUGUAUCUGCACGUACAAGGACAGACUAGAGAGCUCGUUGACAGGGCAGUUAAUAGAAUCAAGGAGAUCAUAACCAAUGGUGUGGUGAAGGCUGCAACUGCCUCAUCAUCUUCAUCCUUUUCCCCCAGUGGGGCUUCAGUCACAAUUUACCAGCAGCACAACCCACCUCCUCCCUCACUGCCCCCCAUGACCCACCACAAACCACACUUUCAGUCUGGGAUGCAUUAUGUCCAAGAUAAAGUCUUUGUGGGCCUUGAGCACGCUAUCCCAGGGUUUGUAGUCAAAGAGAGGGUCGAGGGCCCUGGCUGUUCGUACCUGCAGCACAUCCAGGCUGAGACUGGGGCCAAAGUCUUCCUUAGAGGAAAAGGAUCAGGCUGUUUAGAGCCUGCCUCUGGGCGAGAGGCCUUUGAACCCAUGUACAUCUACAUCAGUCAUCCUAAACCAGAGGGGCUUGCAGCAGCAAAAACCUUGUGUGAGAACUUGCUUCAGACAGUGCAUGCAGAGUAUUCUCGCUUCCUCAAUCAAAUGAGCACAAUGAUGCCAACACAGCAAGGCUUUGCACAGCCCCCAGUAGUGAAUGGGAUGCCUCCACAGCCUCCUUACUACCCCCCUGCUGGAUUCCAGCCAGGCUACCCCAUGCCUGUACCACCACCUCAGCCACAACCUGUCCUUCCACCGUACGCUGUCCCCCCUCCUAUACCUCCCACAGCACCUGCGGGUGUGCCUCCACAGUACACACUUCCCCCUGCCCACGCCCCUGCUCCCGUUCCCGUUCCAGCUCCAGCUCUUGCCCCUGCCCCUGCACCUGCUUCUGCCUCUGCUCCAGGCACCAUGCCACAGACUCUUCCUCCUGUACCUUUUCCUCCAUCAGCUGCAGCGCCACCGAAAGCUCCACCUCCUGCUGCCCCCACCAACCCACCACAGAAAAGACGCUUCACAGAGGAGGUCCCAGAUGAGAGGAACAGCGGCCUACUCGGAUACCAGCAUGGACCCAUUCAUAUGACUAAUUUAGGUGCAGGCUUCCCAGUGGGCAGCUCGGAGACAACAGGACCCCCACCGCCAAGUUCCUCUGGCCCACCCAGUGAGAGGGACAGUAGGCAGCUAAUGCCUCCACCUCCGUUGCCUGUGAAUGGAGUGAGACCCAAGAUGGAGGAGAGAAGGGCACUGCAAGGCCCCGUGGAGCCCACAGUGAAGAGACCGAAAACUGGUUUGGUAGCAUACACCGGUGACUCCUCUGAUGAAGAGGAAGACCACUCAACCUCCAAAGCCUCAGGGCCAGGUAACCCUGGGGCAGUUCCCCCUACCUCCACCUCCUCAGGCUGGACACAGGGCUAUCGCUGCCCUCCUCCACCACCCCCUCGUGCUAAAACACAGCCACAGACGCAGUCUAUGCCUUUCUGGAUGGCACCGUAAAACAGGAACUCCCUCAGUGCUUUGUGCCGAGUCUUACAGGAUGUUCACCCAAACUGAGCCUGUCUUUUUCCAUCACUCAUCACCUGUUCAUCACAUGGAUGACUCUUAACAGCUACAUGUUGGUUGCAGUAUUAUUUUAGUACUUGAGUCCAAAGGGACAUACUAAUGUUUUGGAAAACUCCUGUUUGUUUGUUUGUUUGUUUUUUUGGUGCACACAUAGUUUGAAAAUGAACAUUUGCAGGACUGAUAUUCCAAACUAUUUUGUGGAUGUAUAGAUGGUCAGAUGAGCGAUAUUCUGCCUACAGUUUUAUUUGGAAUGGAUUAAAAACACAUGCCAGGUGAAGUGUUUGAAUAUAGUGUCUUUGUAAAAACAGUACCACGAGGCAAUGAUGUUGUACAUCACUGACUACUCAUUUUAUCCCCAUCUCUUAAGUACAGAUUUUCCUACUUUGUCACUCCCUUAACGUUCCCUUUUCCCUGUCCAAGUCAGUGACACCAUCCUUUUCUAUUCUGGUCUUUUUGUACAGAUCAUAUUGGACUAAUAUGUAGUAAAACUAUUGAAUUUAUUUCAUGCUUUUAUGAAAUAAAUAAACUUAAUUUA
This is a messenger RNA of Dicentrarchus labrax (European seabass), 2584 nucleotides long. RefSeq names its product KH domain containing 4, pre-mRNA splicing factor (gene khdc4). The record is from RefSeq and is a predicted model, not a curated record. NCBI's taxonomy places the organism in Eukaryota, Metazoa, Chordata, Actinopteri, Moronidae. Bases 139 to 1983 code for a protein of 614 amino acids. Gene Ontology annotation, molecular function: RNA binding. The transcript has 14 exons. Gene Ontology annotation, cellular component: nucleus.